Messenger RNA from Parus major (Great Tit), 1448 nucleotides. RefSeq names its product claudin-4-like. Gene Ontology annotation, biological process: cell adhesion; bicellular tight junction assembly. The record is from RefSeq and is a predicted model, not a curated record. The transcript has a single exon. Bases 25 to 654 code for a protein of 209 amino acids. NCBI's taxonomy places the organism in Eukaryota, Metazoa, Chordata, Aves, Passeriformes, Paridae. Gene Ontology annotation, molecular function: structural molecule activity. Gene Ontology annotation, cellular component: bicellular tight junction; plasma membrane.
GGCCAGGGGAGCAGGCAGCGAGCCAUGGCCUCCAUGGGGAUGCAGGUGCUGGGCAUCGCCCUCUCCGUCAUCGGGUGGCUGGCUUCCAUCCUCUGCUGCGCGCUGCCCAUGUGGCGGGAGACGGCCUUCGUCGGGAACAACAUCGUGGUGGCGCAGAUCAUCUGGGAAGGGCUGUGGAUGAGCUGCGUGGUGCAGAGCACGGGGCAGAUGCAGUGCAAGGUCUACGACUCCAUGUUGGCGCUGCCACAGGACCUGCAAGCCGCCCGCGCCCUGCUGGUGGUGGCCAUCAUCUUGGCCGUCCUGGGCUUAAUGGUGGCCAUCGUGGGUGCCCAGUGCACCCGCUGCGUGGAGGACGAGAGCACCAAAGCCAAGAUCACCAUCGUCUCCGGCGUCAUCUUCCUCCUCUCUGGUGUAAUGACCCUCAUCCCUGUCUGCUGGUCGGCCAACACCAUCAUCCGGGAUUUCUACAACCCGCUGGUGAUCGAAGCGCAGAAGCGAGAGCUGGGCACCUCGCUCUACGUGGGCUGGGCGGCCUCGGCGCUGCUGCUGCUCGGGGGGGGGAUCCUGUGCUGCACCUGCCCCCCCCGCGGGGAGAAGCCUUAUUCCGCCAAAUUCACGGCUGCUCGCUCGCUGCCAGCCAGCAACUACGUGUAGGUUCCGCCUGCCCGGAGCCCCCGGCCGCUCCAGGGAGGGGGGACCUCCGGGGACAGCAGCCUCCCCGGCCGGGCUGCCACUGGCCGGGCGCCGGGGUGGUGCGAGGGAGCGCAGACAGAGCCGCCUUUGUUCCACCGGGAUUGGAGCCGGUUCUUUAAUCUCGGUUGAGACAGGGGACAAGGAGAUCCUGUCCUGGCUGCCCGCGGUGGGCGUCCUGCUCCCCCCGGAGCAUCCAGCUGAGGCAUCUUCUCUGAGACACCGCCUGAUCUCCUGGGGCAUUUCCUGGCUCCCGGUAUCGGGGUGUGCCAUGGGGUGACACAGCUCCCGAGAGCCCGUCCCAGGCUGGCAGAGCGCUCUCUUUCCCUGCGUGAAGCUCCCCGGGACGUGUCCGUCCCCCGGGGUGGGUGGCGGUGUCGGUGCUGCAGGGACAGCCAGCCUGUCCCACGCGCUCACAGGGACGUGGUGGCUCUGCAAACCCCGGCAGGGUCUUGAGGGGUGACAAGGGCUCUCACCCGCCUAUUCCCUAAAUUUUGACUUUGACCUACUUUCGGGGCUCGGAGCGGCCGUACAGUGUGAUUUCUCGCGGCAGCUCCCCAGGGCGGGGGCAUCAUUAUCCUGGGAGUGGGAAGGCAGCGGCCGGGCUGGGAAAACCGGUCGGGGAGGCGGGACCGGAGCGGAGCUGUGCCCCCGCAUGCUGGGGGGCGACUCCGGACCCGACCCCAUCCCUCUGCCCACGGUGGGGUGCCCGGGGCCGGGAGGGGGUUCUCACGGUACCCCUGCUGCGCUGCCGUCCC